Molecule: messenger RNA, 882 nt
Organism: Linum trigynum
Lineage: Eukaryota; Viridiplantae; Streptophyta; Magnoliopsida; Malpighiales; Linaceae
Source: the annotation of a GenBank genome assembly
GAGACGAAGAAGAUGCGUCGAUUCCAUUUCCAGGAAAGGGUGAACCAUGGCGCAGGUUCUUAACCUAAAUCCUCUGCGUUCUUCGUCGGCUGCUCCGACGGAAUCGAGCGGCCUCCAUCUCCGAGGCAUAGCCGGGAAGCGGAGCUGGAAUCAACUUCAGAGGGAGCUCAAAUGCAACGGCAAGUUCACUUGCCUGUUCUCCAGCGGCGGGCGAGAAGAGCAGGCGAAGAAAGCAUUGGAAAGCGCGCUGGGGGGGAAGAAGAGCGAGUUCGAGAAAUGGGAUAAGGAAAUCAAGAAGAGAGAGGAAGCUAGAACCAGCGCAGGAGGAGGGGAUUCCGGUGGCGGCGGUUGGUUUGGCUCGGGCGGGCCAUUCGGAUGGUCCGGCGGCGACAAUUUCUGGCCCGAAGCUCAGCAAACCAGUCUAGCCUUGUUGGGAAUUCUGGGCAUCUACCUUUUGGUCGCCAAAGGGGACUUGAUGCUUGCCACCGUCUGCAACCCUGUGCUCCGCACCCUCAGAGGAGCCAGAGAUGGGUUGACUUUGGUUUCGUCGAAAUUCUCCGGCGUGGGCGGUGGUUAUGCUGCUGUCGGUGAACCCUCGAGCAAAGAAGCUCACAACAAUGUCGUCGUCUCCGCCAAGGAGAGAGUUUUGAGAAAAUGGGGAAGCGAUUGAAUUGAAGCUUUUGCCAGUUUUACAUGUUAGUUUCUGCAAUUGAACUGCGAUUUUGAAGUUUUCCCUUUUUCCCAUCAACAAGUGAAGAAAUUGGGCCUGUGCUAACAUUGUCUCAUUGUUCUUCCUUGAAUCUAGAUGCACUGACAUCUUAUUGCAUUCCCAUAUUCGAGUAGAAUGUAUGAAUUCCAAAAGAAUCAAAAUUCCCGUUCCAU